Molecule: messenger RNA, 3031 nt
Organism: Oryzias latipes (Japanese medaka)
Lineage: Eukaryota; Metazoa; Chordata; Actinopteri; Beloniformes; Adrianichthyidae
Gene: sypb
Product: synaptophysin b
Cellular component (GO): presynaptic active zone; synaptic vesicle; synaptic vesicle membrane
Source: RefSeq, a predicted model, not a curated record
GCCCACGCUCUUCCUCACGAGCAGCAUCCUCCCUCCGGGCUGUUCCGGAUGAGACGCCUCCCUCCCUCCGCAUCCCUGAUCCUCUUAUCAGCGAGGAAGCGGCCAAGAUGGAUGUUGUAAACCAGCUGGUGGCCCAAGGGCAGUUUACGGUACUGAAGCAACCAUUGGGAUUUAUAAAAAUUCUACAAUGGAUCUUUGCAAUCUUCGCCUUCUCGACGUGUGGCAGCUACUCUGGCAUGUUCAAGCUGAGUGUGGAGUGUGAAAACCCAUCGUAUGGUGACCUAGGCAUAGAAGUAGAGUUUGAAUAUCCGUUCAGGCUCCAUCAGGUCUACUUUGAUGCCCCUACCUGCAAGGAAGGAGACAAGAAACGUAUUUUUCUGACCGGGGACCAUUCUUCAUCAGCUGAGUUCUUUGUCACUAUCGGUGUCUUCUCCUUCCUCUACUCCAUGGCAGCGCUGUCCGCGUACUGCUUCAUCCUUGAAAAGUACCGCGAAAACAACAAAGGGGCCCAAAUAGACUUUGUCGUGACGGCGGUGUUCGCCUUCAUGUGGUUGGCGUCCUCUUGCGCUUGGGCUAAAGGCCUGUCGGAUGUGAAAACAGCCACUGAUCCAGACAGGGUCAUUCUGCUCAUCCCAGCCUGUGAAGAGAAAGGAAAUCGCUGCCGUGAGGUCUACGAUCCCAGAGUCUCCGGCCUCAACACCUCUGUGGCUUUUGGCUUCAUUAACCUGAUCUUGUGGCUGGGAAACCUUUGGUUCGUCUUCAAAGAGACCGGUUGGUUGGGUGCAUUGUCUGGAACCUAUGUCCCGUCCCAGGAGAAACAGCCGGCUCCCGAUUCCUACGCCCAGGGAGGCUAUGCACAGCAGGACCCUUAUGCCGGAUCCCAGGGGGGAUACCAGCCAGAAUACGGUCAGCAGGGGGGCUAUAACGAGGAUGGAGGUUACAACCAGGGCUAUGAGCAGCAGCCCACCUCCUACUCUAAUCAAAUGUGAGCCUGUCCAACUAAACCACAAAUGCAGGAUGGGUGACCUUGUGUUCUCUGGAGUGUGGUUCGCAGCUCACCUGCAUUUCCGCGCUCCUCCGUUCAUUUCUCUGUGUUUGUGUGGGUCGACAGGCAGGGUGGGGUGGGGUGGGGGGAGGGAGGUGACACUCAUAGUUAAGGGGCAACACCACCAAGGGUGCAGAUUUGGCGGGUGGGAGGGCCGGGGAGGGGGUCUUUGGUGUGACAUGAUGUUUAUUCUCGUGGCGUAUUUAACUGUAGAAGACAACAGAGGCUUGUCUGUUUGGUCAUACGAGAAGAACUUGAAUACAAAACCAAAACAUUAGACAAAGAACAUUUAAGGGGAAUCUUGUAACGGGAAAGACAUUUAUGAGAAAAAAAAAUUGUAGUUAUAUUUACCUUGGGAGAAUGUAUUUGUCUGUUCUGUGUAAAUAUCAACAUGCUGAUAUAUAGGAUUCUAUGUACACAGCUGAAUAAUUGUGCACUCUAUAUUAGUUGUCAUACAACAAAUGUUGAGCACAGAGUUAUUCAAUUGUAAUUGCUUUGGUUCUGUUUAGGAGCUCACUUUAAACUUUCUGUUCCCUGGAACAACUCAAAACGAAUUCCUGUCGAAAUAUCUACUUUUUUAUUUGCUCAUUUUUUCUUUUUUUUUAAAUCAGCAUUACAGUUCAGAUGUAAUAAUCAGGGUAAAGACUGCUAAUCAUGCAAAUGCUAUAAAAGAAAAGAUGUUGGUCUAUAUGAAAACUGAGAGUAAUAUAUAAAAAUAUUUGUGGUGAAAGUUGUAAGUAGGUUGUUUCGACUUGGUUUGUACAUUCUUAUUUUUUCUUCCAUCUCAUCUUGGUGUUAUUGCGUGGAUGAGUUCUCCUAAAAGUCCUCUUGAAACGUUCCAUUCUGAUGUCUAAAUCUCAAAGAGAAAUUGUAGUGAGCAUCGUAGCACUUCAUAUUUUGCUAUGCUGUUCCACAAACUGCUAUAGUGAUGUCCGUUUGGAAAUCGUGAACCAGACAGUGAACAAGAAAAUCCUUCGACGUGUGUUUGUUUGGUUGUUUUUGAUGUACCGGCACCGAGUAACUUUUUUGUUGUCCUGUUUUUUCGGCUGCCUUUGACGUGAUCCAGAGAGUUGUAAGACAGAAUCUUGUAGUUUUUUAAACUAGUCUCUGUGUCCCACGCACUGACCAAAAGUGAUGGGGUGUAAGAAUUAGGUUCAUUACAGUUUUCGACGCUCUUUGUUUGGCAUGCCGUGUGUUCUAGAGAGGCAGUUUGAAGAAACAUCUCCCUCUACGACCAUCUUCCAUAUCACUCUUUUUGUGUUCCAAUAUACUGCAUGCAUGCUACUCGUUUUAACCCAAAGAGCCCACCGCUCGUUCACAAAGAACCUUAGGCUCACGGCUGCAGGAAAGUGCUUGAACCUCCUGGACAUACUUAUGCCUGUUCCAUCAUAGCGGCUACUACGCAGCGCCUACUGACAACCUGCUCAACUUUAAGCACAAAGUCCAUGCUGCAGUAAUUACUCCUAUUCGAAUAUAAAUGUACGGCUGCCAAUCCUGUGUUUGAAUGCCCAGAAGCAUGUUUGCCAAAUUGUACGAGACGGGUUUUGAUUUGUACCUCUGCUUCUCCAAUUCUCGCCAGAAUGGGUUGAUCCUCAGUGCAUCAUUGUCCAUUGUACAGACACUUAUCAAAGGGUAAAAUAAAAUCAGGGUUUUCGAUUCAGACAGUAUAGAAGCUACUGGGUUUCUCUCUUCCUCUAGUUCCCUCGCCUCUGUUAUUUCUCUCUGUCUUUCUUUCUCUUUCACUGUAGCUCUAAAUAUGCUGAAAUGAAAUAUACUCUGUUGUUAGUGGUGAAUGGUGUCUUGUGAUAAGCCUUUGGAUAGUGCUGUGUUUAAUGUGUAUGAUGUAUUCAUAUUAGUAUUUAUGAUAAUGAUAAAUCACAGAAAAAAAGAUUAACCAAGACUCCAAACUUCUGCUGUAUUCUUAUUAUAUGGGAUUCAUUGUGAAACAAAAUGAAAUAAACUUGAAAUUAUUCUGUUGAAAGUUAA